AUGCAGACUCUAAAAUGUGUUGUUGUAGGUGAUGGUGCCGUCGGUAAAACGUGUCUUCUGAUCUCUUAUACUACAAACCAAUUUCCAGCGGAUUAUGUCCCAACAGUUUUCGACAACUAUGCAGUCACUGUUAUGAUUGGUGAUGAACCAUACACAUUAGGUCUAUUCGAUACCGCAGGGCAAGAAGAUUAUGAUAGAUUAAGACCUCUGUCGUACCCAUCCACUGAUGUUUUCCUAGUUUGUUUCAGUGUCAUAUCUCCACCAUCCUUUGAGAAUGUAAAGGAAAAAUGGUUCCCUGAAGUGCAUCACCAUUGUCCAGGUGUACCAUGUCUAGUGGUUGGUACCCAGGUCGAUCUUAGAGAUGAUAAAGUCAUUAUCGAGAAGUUGCGAAGACAAAGACUGCGUCCUAUCACAGCAGAACAAGGUGAAAGACUGGCAAGAGAGUUGAGAGCUGUGAAGUACGUUGAGUGUUCGGCUCUAACUCAACGUGGUCUAAAGAACGUUUUCGAUGAAGCCAUCGUUGCUGCAUUGGAACCACCAGUUAUCAAGAAAAGUAAGAAAUGUACAAUUUUGUAG
Molecule: messenger RNA, 576 nt
Organism: Nakaseomyces glabratus
Lineage: Eukaryota; Fungi; Ascomycota; Saccharomycetes; Saccharomycetales; Saccharomycetaceae
Gene: CDC42
Product: Rho family GTPase CDC42
Biological process (GO): endocytosis; Cdc42 protein signal transduction; establishment or maintenance of cell polarity
Molecular function (GO): GTPase activity; protein kinase binding; GTP binding
Source: RefSeq, a predicted model, not a curated record